CUGCUCCAGGACCUCCAAGGUCCAGGGGUUUGUGUCCCCCAGGGGACAGGAGGGAGGGAAACCUAGUUAAUGCCUCACACAAAGCUGAGUAAAGCAAGGGCUGUCCCAGGCAGGCUUCCAGCAGGGCGGGGCUCACAGCAAAAUGGACAGGAACCAGUCCCGCGCAGGGGCACGUGAUCCCGGAGAAGUUCUCCUGAACUGUACCCUCUGCAGGUGCUGUUUGCGAACAGGCCUAGGGGGCUUCUGACCCUUCUGGUUUCUGAGCCAUGGCCACACUGAGCGUCAAGCCCGGUCAGCGCUUCCAGCUGCCCGACUGGCACACCAACAGCUACCUGCUGUCCACCAAUGCCCAGCUGCAGCGAGAUGUUUCCCAUCAGAUCCGCCAGGAGGCCCGGGUGCUCCGCAACGAGACCAACAACCAGACCAUUUGGGAUGAACAUGACAACAGGACUCGACUGGCCGAGAGGAUUGAUACCGUCAACCGGUGGAAGGAGAUGCUGGACAAGUGUCUGACAGAUUUGGAUGCCGAGAUUGACGCCCUGACACAGAUGAAAGAGUCAGCAGAGCAAAACCUGCAGGCCAAGAACCUGCCUCUGGACGUGGCCAUUGAGUGCCUGACCCUGCGGGAAAGCCGGCGAGACAUUGAUGUGGUGAAGGACCCUGUGGAGGAUGAGCUGCAUAAAGAGGUGGAGGUCAUUGAGGCCACCAAGAAGGCCUUGCAACAGAGGAUCAGCCAGGCCUUCGAGCAGCUCUGCCUCCUGCAGGAAGUCCGACAGCAGCUCCACUCCGACCAUCGGGGCAAAAUGGAGACACUGGAGAUUGACAGAGGCUGUCUCUCUCUUAACCUCAAGUCCCCAAACAUCUCUCUGAAGGUCGACCCCACACGUGUCCCUGAUGGCUCCACCACACUCCAGCAGUGGGAUAACUUCAGUCAGUUCAACAAGGACCGAGCAGAGGCUGAGAUGAAAGCAGCUAGGGAGCUGAGGGAGGCCAUUGCCCUAACUAUCGCUGAGGUGACGGGCCACCCACCCACGGCUCAUGGAUGGCCCCAGUGUGUGACCAACAACGAGCUUGAAGCCCAGAGAGUCGCAACGGAAUUUGCGUUCAGGAAGCGGCUGCGGGAGAUGGAGAAAGUGUACAGUGAGCUCAAGUGGCAGGAGAAGAAUACCUUGGAGGAGAUCGCUGAGCUGCAGGAGGACAUCCGGCACCUAGAGGAGGAUCUGCGCAGAAAGUUCCUGAGCCUGAAGCUGUCCCAUACCCGGCUAGAGGCCAGAACCUACCGGCCCAACGUGGAACUGUGCCGGGACCAGGCACAGUACGGCCUCACCGAUGAGGUUCACCAGCUAGAGGCAACCAUUGCUGCCCUGAAGCAGAAGCUGGCGCAAGCACAGGAUGCACUGGACGCCCUGUACAAGCACCUGGCCCGGCUGCAAGCUGACAUCGCCUGCAAGGCCAACUCCAUGCUGCUGGACACCAAGUGUGUGGACACGCGGCGCAAGCUGACUGUGCCUGCUGAGAAGUUCGUGCCCGAGGUGGACACCUUCACACGUACCACAAACAGAACGCUGAGUCCACUCAAAAGCUGCCAGCUGGAGCUGGCCUAGCCUUGGAGGGCUGCGGGAGGAGGGCAGGAUAGGGUGGGCAAUGGAAGCAGGGAGGAGGGAAUGAAUGGAAUAAAUGCGGAGGAUCUCA
Molecule: messenger RNA, 1692 nt
Organism: Saimiri boliviensis boliviensis (Bolivian squirrel monkey)
Lineage: Eukaryota; Metazoa; Chordata; Mammalia; Primates; Cebidae
Gene: TEKT2
Product: tektin 2
Biological process (GO): cilium movement involved in cell motility; cilium assembly
Cellular component (GO): microtubule cytoskeleton; nucleus
Source: RefSeq, a predicted model, not a curated record